AUGACUUCAGAAGCUUCAGAAACUUUUCAAGAAUCUUUUCAAGCCACUGCAGCUGAGUUUCAAGAAGAAGUUCCAGAUCAGAGUGAAGACACUGCAAGUGCUACAUGCACAAGUACAAGUACAUGUACUGUUACAAGUAGUAGUGCAGGUGGAAACAGGAGAAUGAGUUUGGUGGCUCUGAGGCGUCAAGAGCUAAGUAAGAAACUUCCUUGCAAAGAUCUUUUGAAAGAAAUUCCAUCUGCCUUGAAAAGAUUGUCAAGUCCACCUGAAGCUGUGCAAAGUGAACUUGAAUUACUUGAAAAUGCAAAGGAAUCAAAGCUGGCAAAGGAGGGAGAUGAGCAGGAUCAGGGGCAGGGAGAUGAGAAAAAUCAGGAAAUCAAAGAUUUUCAAGCCAUGACACCUACCAAUGCUAUGCAUAGCAACAACCAGGAUCUGCCAAUGGGAAUUGUGGCUUCUCGCAGAACGGAGCUCAAGCGAAAAAUUUCCAAACAAAAUCUCAAUCUACCGGAUCAGAGUGAUGACAGUCAAACAACUACCGGUAUGAAAAACCAGCAGAAGAAUAUUAUUGAAGAUCAGGAUGAUACCACUGAAAUUGAAGCAACUAAAGCCACGGAGCUGUCCAACAAUCACCAUACUACAGAGGGAAUGAAAAACAAUUUGCCAGCCGUCACCUUUGAUCAAACGGCAACCUCCUUUUCAUGUUCGUCAUCAUCUCUCACGUUGCAACAGCCAUCAUCCACUGUGGCUAUUAAUAGUACCGGUACUACCAUGGGAAUUGUAGCCUCCCGAAAACGAGAAAUCAACAGGAGAAUGUCACAACUCAGUGCUUCCUUCAGCGCUCUACCAACAAGCAAAUCAAAAACGAGAUCAUCACUGACGAAUACUUACACUGGCUCCAUGAGCUACAUUUCCUUUGACGACGACAAAACGGAGAGUGUACAAGGCGACGACGACAACGAAAACAGCUAUUCCAUCUUUCACAUGAUGUCCAAUAAUAAUAAUACCUUGGAUGAUUCGUCGUCGGGAACUGAUAUCGAUAAUGACAAGGAAUCAGUAGCGAGGACAAUGGCUCCUCCGACCGUCGGAGCAAACUCGGGGCUGGUCCAAUCCAUGAAGCAAAAGGUUCUAAAGCGACUUUCACAAUCCAUGAUCGUAUCCAACAACAACGGCAAGAAUUGGGAUAUCGGUGGUGCACACGGAUCUUCCGUAUUUGUGGAAAACUACAAACAGGCCCUACUGGAACAAAAUACUCCAGCCGAAAAAGAUGACAAUGCACAGUCCAUUUCAUCCUUGGGAAUCACAACAACAAUGUUUAAUAAUAGCCAGCACACGGGGAAGAACGACGACGACGACGACCUUUUGAAAACUCAGGACGUGUCCAACGAGUUUGUCCAGUCUCGACGAGACGAAUUUUAUCGGGGCAUUCAGAACAACAAUGGUGUGCGAGAGCAACAGCAAGUGGGCAAACUGGAUACGACCGGGUGGGAUAAUCGUCCUUUGACGGCUGGAACAAUAAUCGCGGGAAGUGCGGCUAUUUCCCGGACCACUCAAGCUCACGCCGUGGAAGCAAAACGAAACGAUUCCUUGACUGGCAUGGUAGCAACGUACGACGAGGCCACAAUCAAAGACAGGGCAGCAAGGACCAUCCAACACUUUAUGCAAGAGGCCACGGACGUUCUCAUUUGGCAUAGGGAGGAAGCUUCGUACUGGCAGGAAGAACUGCUAGACAUUGAUCGAAGAAAGAAGGAAGAGUUGGAGGACGUGCAAAGAUACUUGCAAUUGCAAAAACGACAAAUCCUAGAAGACUUGCGCCCUGAACAUAAUGUGGAUUGCUCCUGUUCCGUAGAGGGAAAAGAAUGCCGAUGCCAGGAGCAGGAGCAGGAUCAAGACUGGGCUGCUGACUGGCAGUGGGUCGAAGAACACAAGGAGCAACUGGCCCAGGAAAAGAAGGCAAACGAGGCACUGAACAAGUCCAUGAGAACGCUGUCUCUUGAAAACAAAAAGCUGUCCAUGGAUCCUGCGGCGAAAACUGACCAGCUCAAUCUGCUCAAGAAAAGAGUAAAGGUUUUGGAGGACGAGCAUCUGAAAUGGACGGAUAUUGUUCAUGGUAUGCAACUUGCCAAAAAGGGUCUCCGUGCGGAGAUCUCCACAAUCGAAAGAUCCGCCCGCCGUAUCCAAAGAUUCAUGCAAGAGGUCACCCCUCUUCUUAGCAUCUAUUGGGAAGAGAUGCUUUAUUGGAAGGAGGAAAAGGAGGACGUGGAGAAGCGCAGGCAAGAAGAACUGGACGAUGUCGAGAUGUACCUCUUGCUGGAGAAGCAGCAAAUCCUUGCCGAGCUUCACGAAGAAUUCGGUGGAGGCGACGACGACGGUGAUGACUGGACGCAGCAAUGGGCUAGUGACUGGGCGUGGGUUCAGGCCAACAGAGACCAUUUGUCAAAUGAGAAGCAAAAGAAAGAAGGAUUGAUCGAAGCCAUUCGACAAUUGGUUCUAGACAACAAGAAACUGGGCAUCGUGUACCAGAGAGAGGAUGGCAAGCUGCAAGAAGCCAAAAAGACGGUCGAUGCGCUACUCGAGGAAAGAGACAGAUUCGUGUCCAUAUCGAACGCUUUGGAAGUGGCUACCACAGAGUUACAGGUUGUGAUCGCAUCGCUCCCGGUUGCCGAUUCUGACGACAGAAAGUGUCCUCCCAAGGACGAACAGUCACCUGUUGGGGGCGAAAUCACCGUCACUGGCAGCGAAGACGAGGUGGGAACAGAAACGGAAGGGGUCGAGGGAAACAACGGCAGCAGCGACAAUGGUCACGACGAGGUGGGGAGCACACAUAGCGAUAGUAGCGAUAGUCAGGUCGCCGACGGAGACGAGACGGACAUGGCGUCGACUUCUGCCAACCAAGAAUCUACAAACGAGGGUGCAAGUGACAAACACAAAUCGGAUGACCAUCAUGCCAAACGAAACAAACGAAGCAAGCCAAGGGGUUCCUAUUCAUGGAGGAAUCACCUCAAACGGACGAAUUCUGAUCCGCAGUUAAACGUAAGGGGCUCGACGGGUGGCUCAGAAACCUCUGAAGAGGGGAGGGGUCGCGAGCCGAAUCCAACUUGGAGCAGACCCAUCGGCGAGGACCCACGUAACGACAUCGACAUCGACAACGGGCGUCCAGAACAAUCGCGCAAUCUCGUCGAUCCUUCAGUAACUGGAAACACUCCUCCAAAACAGACCAAUGCUGUUCCUCCCAUGCCGACGAAGGUCACAAGGGUCAGCGACGAAGAACUGCCCAAGCAGGAGACACCGGCCGAUGUGAAAGAAAAACGAUUCAGCAAGCAGGGCAAGAGUAAGAGCGCAGACGAUGCCAACUCAACGAAAGGACACCUGCAAUGGAUGGAGUCGGCUCCGCUUUUGUCUUUGGUCACUGAUGCCCACAGCUGCGGUUCAGUUUCAACGAGUAGCGAAAGCCAUCGAGGCGCAACCAAGAGCAGCGAGGCUGCGAAGAAAGAAGACAAAGAAACUAAGAGCGACAACCCUGCGAAAGAGGAACGCAAAGAAACUCAAAAGAAACAGCACAUCCAACCAGGUGUCUCGUCUCCAUCACUACACCCACUGGAGUCGGCACCACUUUUCGCAAUAUUCAAUGACACAACAAGUUCCGAGCACGUUGGGACUGAUGCGCAAGGUAGCGGUAGUUGCAGUACAUCCAAGAAGAGCAAGAUUGAAAGUGACAAGAAGGAAAGCAAAGAAACACGCAAGAAACGCGGCAGUCGGGCCGUUUUGAAGCGAAAUGACUCUGCUCCAUCUUUUUCUGGGAAAAGUCGUAAGGAAAAGAGCUCAGGUUCUGGAAAAAGGGACAAGGGGAAGACGGAUGGGGUGUCAAGAAGCCGCAGUAUGGAGGAUGGGAUCAAGUUGACAAGCGGGCGAAACGGUCAAAGGAAGAACAAAUCAGCGUCAAUUACUAGUCUUCAACCCGGAAUGAACUGGCGUGACACCGGGAAGAAUCAGGGGAAGAGCUCCAUCGGUAAAGCGCCAACCAUGAACUGGGGCGAAGUCAAGUCAGCCAAUGAUGUGGGGAAGACAAAAGCAGAGUCAACUGCUCGGGCAGAAGGGCCUGAAAUGAAGUUGAGAAAGCCUGAGCCAGGAAUGAACUGGGGAGAGACGAAGUCCGGGAACGAAUCUGGGAAGAAACAGGAGAAGAGUGCUGGCGGCCAUAAGCCAGGUAUGAACUGGGGUGAAGUCAAGUCAGAUGCUGCGAAGAGUAAAUCAGACUCGGCCGCUGGAAGCUCACAGAAGCCAGCAAUGCACUGGGAUACGGUCAAUACCACAAAUCAUGCUGGGAAGAACAAAUCAGAAUCAACGCCCAUUUCAGAUAUUUUGGGCAUGAACUGGGAUGCGGGCAACUCUACAAAGCAACCUGGGGAAUGCAAAUCACCGUCGACUGUGAGCACACAUAUGCCAGCGUCUGCAAAGGAUGGCACUGGCAAGGACAGCUCGAAGAAAUCGGACAUGAAUCUGGUUCAAGAUGACUCCAGCAAGAACUCAGGCAAGUCAGAAGAGUCGAGCGCCAGCACACAACUGCCAGGGAUGAACUGGGAGAAUUCCAAAGUGCUGAGCGACAAGUCCGAGUCAAGGUCUAGCGAAAGACCCGCCAUCAACAUGGACAACAAAGUCACGAGAAAGAAGAGCGGUAGAAGCAAAGGAAGCAUGAGGCGCAACGAUUCGGCUCCUGCUCUGAGUGGAUCUUCUAGCAAGCACGACAAGAGUAGCCGCAGCGGGGGUGGCAGAAAUGCGUCGUAUACGUGGAAGAGUCAUUUGGGUGCGCUGGAUAGUUCCCCUCUGUUGGCCCUCAUCUCGGACAAUCGCGGCUCUACGACCGACCCAAACAGCAGUAGUCGCAGCAGCAAGAAACGAGGCAAGAUGAAGCGGGCCAAGAGCAAUUUCUGA
Seminavis robusta is the source of this 4929-nucleotide messenger RNA. Lineage: Eukaryota; Bacillariophyta; Bacillariophyceae; Naviculales; Naviculaceae. The record is from the annotation of a GenBank genome assembly.